Messenger RNA from Centruroides sculpturatus (bark scorpion), 2036 nucleotides. RefSeq lists its product as uncharacterized. The record is from RefSeq and is a predicted model, not a curated record. The transcript is spliced from 7 exons. Lineage: Eukaryota; Metazoa; Arthropoda; Arachnida; Scorpiones; Buthidae. Bases 288 to 1925 code for a protein of 545 amino acids.
GCUAAUAAUAUAAUUUUGGCAAUUGUCAAAGUGAAUUAUUCGACGAUUUUCUUUACGAAUACAAAUUUAUCGAAAGCGAAAUAUUUUGAGAAAAUGAAUAAUCAAAGUUUUCAAAGAAGAUUUAUUCAAAGUUAUAUACCUUUUGGUAAUAAUAAUUAUUUCAUGUAUGGCAAUCAGAAUUUAUUACAAAUGUAUCAACAAGGACCAAUGAGACAGGAGCUUCAAUCCCCUGGAAUGAUUGCAUAUGGGCUCCCUCCUUCUAUGAUUGGAUAUGGAUCAUCGCUAAUAUGAUUGGUUACGGACCAUAUCCUAAUAUGAUUGGUUACGGUCCAAAUCCUAAUAUAAUUAAUUAUGGACCACCUCCUAAUAUGAUUGGCUAUUGGCAACCAGCAGAAAUGGUUGUUCAUGAAUCGCAACCAGGAAUGUAUUAUGAGCAGUCAGAGCAGCAGCUGCAGCAAGGACAGCAGCAAGAAUUAUCUGAAAUUGAGCCGCCAAUUGAAGUAAUUGAAUAUCAGCAGAAAUCACAGAUUCCUGGUAAUGAGUCUUCUGCCCAGAAUACUUCAACAGAAGAACAAGAUUCGAAUCUGUUAUUACAAACGGGCAACUUUUUAUCAGAUCCGAAUUAUCUGCCUCGUAAUGUUUCUGAAUCAGCUGAUAGAAGUGGAAUUUCUGAAAGUAAUUUAAAACAAAAUAUUCAUCCAGUCCUUAAUUCAGAAAAAGACGUUCUGGACGACGAUGAACCAGAAGUCAUGGAAUAUAUAGUUAAAAACAUCACAUUUUCCGAUAUUUUUGAUGAAUCUAAUGAUACAGAAGAAUACUCUGAUAAAUCUGAUCAAGAGAUAGAACUAAUUGUUCCUCUAUCUCAAGCAGAGGCCACGUCGAGUGUUUAUAAAGAGGAUAAAAAACGGCCUUUACUUAGAGAUUUCAUCGAACUCGAGCGCCAUUCAUUAGUUUCGGAAGUAAUUUAUGAAGAAGAGGAACCUGAAUCUGGAGACGAUGGAUCAGAAAGUGAUGGUAGCUUUCAUUCAGACACCAUCUUAAUUGAUUAUGAAGAAUGUAAUGUUAACGUCAGCACAACUGAUGUUUCGAAGAACUGUAGUACUGAAAACAAUGCAUCAGUAAUUACCGAAGAAGAAAACUCUGUUGCAGCUCUGUUGCAAAUCUUGUCUCAUUUAGCAGAAAAGAGUAAGUCUUCGAUUUCGUCUGCUGAACAGAAAAAUCUAAGUGUUCCUCUAUCUCCAGAAGAAAUCACGUCAAGUAUUUAUGAAGAGGAUAAAAAACGGCCUUUGCUUAGAGAUUUUAUCGAACUCGAGCGCCAUUCAUUAGUUUCACAAGUAAUUUAUGAGGAAGAGGAACCUGAAUCUGAAGACGAUGGAUCAGAAAAUGAUGGUAGCAUUCAUUCCGAUACUAUCAUUGAUUAUGAAAAGUGUGAGGUCAACAUCAGCGGAACAGAUUUAUUGAACCAAUGCCACAUUGAAAACAAUGAAUCAAUAAUUGCUGAAGAAGAGAAGUAUGUUGCAGACGUAUCUCAAUUAGUAGAAAAAAGUCAAUCAUUGACUUCUCUAGAUGUCAAACUAUGCAAUUCAAAUUUAUCUAUCGAUGAAACGUCAAAAGUUUCUAAUGAGUUUCAUCGUUCGAAUACAUUUAGUAACGGAUUUGAGGAAGAAGAAAAUCAAAAUAAAGCAAACAAAGAAAUAUUACAAUCUAAUUUUGACAUUGUAAAACAUUUACAACUUGAUAAGAAUUAUGCUGAAGGAGCAAUUGAAGUUGAAAAAGUUAUGGAUGUCGAUUAUUCAAGUUUACCAGAAGAGGAAUUAUCUGCAAAAUCUAAGAAAGAGGAAACGACUAAAUGUUUUGAUAUUUUUGUGGCAUUUUUCCGCCAAAUUUCAUCCACCAUCUCUUUUGGUUGCAAAAGAAGAAAAUAAAAUGGCUAUUCAUUUAUUUGGUUUUUGAGUGCUGACCACCAUACGCAAAAUCAAUCGGGAUGGCAACCAAAAUAGUUCAAGAAAAAGUUUAUAAUUCAAAACUUAAAAAUA